CUCCAAAUUUCAUCUAUCUAGUUCUUUCUCGUACUAUUCAUCUGGCAGUCCUCCUUAUCUUUCACAAGAAUCAAAAUGGAUUUGUCCAUGAAAGUUUUUGUGAUUGUCCUUCUGGUUCUUGUGACCACAGGUAACAUGGGGCUAGUGCAGGUGGCUUUGGCGAGGGACUGUGAGACAGCAAGCCACAAGUUUCAUGGUCCAUGUGUACGUGACUCCAAUUGCGCAAGCGUUUGCGAGACUGGUUUCACCGGGGGCAAGUGUGGGGGCUAUCUCCGCUGUUUCUGCAGCAAGCAGUGCUAGAUGACCUUCCUUUCUUCAUGCAUACAUGGUCUCAUGUAAUAAAUCCGUAGGCAUACCCGUCAGGCUGCUUAUGGGACUCAUAAGAAUAAAAAGUGACUGGAAAAUUUGAUGGAUCCUUGCAUUCUCCUAUGAGUGAACAUGGUUGCUCCCAAUUAUGGGGAUUAAUGUUGUGGUUA
Molecule: messenger RNA, 476 nt
Organism: Brachypodium distachyon (stiff brome)
Lineage: Eukaryota; Viridiplantae; Streptophyta; Magnoliopsida; Poales; Poaceae
Product: defensin Tk-AMP-D5-like
Biological process (GO): defense response
Source: RefSeq, a predicted model, not a curated record